AAAACCCGAAAGAAACGAUUAAAAAAAAAGAAAAAUGAAUCCUCCAAAUCUCCCUCUUUUGCUUCUUCUCGUGUUCGCUUCCACCAUAAACGCCCAAUUUUUCCCAAAGCCCUACUGUGGUUCGACCGGCAACUUCACCGCCGACAGCACCUACGAAACCACCCUCACCACCCUCCUCUCCUCCAUCUCCACCACCAAGUCCUUGUCCCUCACCUACGGCUUCUUCAACACCUCCUCCGCCGUCUCCGGCACCUCCCAAAUCCUCUACGUCAUUGGCUCCUGCCACGGCGACCUCACCGCCGAGAGCUGCCGCGCCUGCCUUGAUGCCUCGGCCUCCGACAUCCGCCGCCUCUGCCCCCUCCAGAAGGAAGCGGUCCUCUACAGCGAGAACUGCACCGUCCGGUACUCUAACGCCUCGAUCUUCGGCACAGUCACAACCGACCCUGGCUACCAGUUGUCCAACGUGAACGAUGUCACGAGCCCGGACACGUACAACACGGCACUAAGGAGCCUGCUGGAUGGUCUGCAAGCCGAGGCGGCAGGCGGCGACUCACUGAGGAAGUACGCAACGGGGGACGUGCCCGUGGGGUUAUACACGAUCUAUGCGAUGGAGCAGUGCACGCCGGACUUGACAGAGCAGAACUGCAGAAACUGCCUGGCGACAGUUUUCCAGAGGCUCGUGGUUUGCUGUGCCGGGAAGAUGGGAGUGAAAAUCAUGGCUCCGAGUUGCCAGAUACGGUACGAAACCAAUGAUCAGUUCUUCGACCCAGUUGGUGAGCCACUUCCGCCGCCGCCUCCUGCUGCGUCACCGCGGCAGCUGCUGUUCGGCCGCCUCCAGCCGCCGUCCACCGCCCCUAGCUGGUCCCAAAGGUCGUCCUCGACCUGUAGGUGGAAUCCCUAG
Molecule: messenger RNA, 901 nt
Organism: Rhodamnia argentea
Lineage: Eukaryota; Viridiplantae; Streptophyta; Magnoliopsida; Myrtales; Myrtaceae
Product: cysteine-rich repeat secretory protein 38-like
Exons: 2
Coding region: 35-901 (288 amino acids)
Source: RefSeq, a predicted model, not a curated record